AUGGAAGAAGGGUCGGAGUGGAUCAUCACUGAUGAUGUAGCUACUCAUCUUGAUUCAUUGGAUUCUUCUAUCAUGUUUAACAUGCAAGGUAUUAUGGGGUGCAAAACCAACUUCAUGGAAACGAGUGAAACGUUCAAACGUUUCAAAUUUGUGUUUGGGAGGAAGUUCGGAUUGGAAUACCCUGAAGAGGAAAACUCCCAGUUACCAAGUUACAAAGAGUUAGCAUAUUGGUCAUUGAGGUAUGAUUUCAGUGAGAACCUUGUUGAGCAUGUGGUGGUGAACACAACAACAACAAUUAGUGUUGGUUCUGCUAGAGUGCUUUUAGGUUCUGUGGAUUGGCCUGGUGGGUUGAAAACAGUUCCAAAAGGUUGGGCUUACAAUAGCACUGAAGGAAGGCCUUUGAAAAUUGGGGUUCCAGCAAUUGAUCCAUGCCCUCAGUUUGUGAAUGUGAGUCAUGAUAAGAGACUGAAUGAAACCCAAUUCACAGGUUUCUCUAUCAAUGUCUUUGAAUCAGUUGUUAAGCGCCGGCCUUAUCACCUGCCUUUUGUUUUUGUUCCAUUCUAUGGCUCUUAUGAUCAAAUAGUUGAACAAGUGAACAAUAAGGACCUUGAUGCUGCUGUUGGAGAUAUUCAAGUGGUGGAACAUAGAUAUGCAUUUGCGGAAUUCUCUCAUCCGUAUGUUGAAUCUGGUAUAGCCAUGGUGGUGAAAGUAAAGGCAGAUAGAUCCAAAGAAACCUGGAUGUUCAUGGACGCUUUUACAAAAGAAAUGUGGAUGUUGAUGGCGGUGAUGCACCUGUUCAUAGCAUUUGUAAUAUGGUUCAUUGAAGGUGAAAACAAUUCAGAGUUGAAGAGUCUUCGGGCCAUUCUCUGGUUUUCUGUCACCACAUUAUUCUUUGUACACAGAGAACCUGUGAAGAGCAACUUGGCUCGAGCUGUGCUAGCACCUUGGUUAUUUGCUAUUCUCAUAGUGACUUCAAGUUUUACUGCGAGUCUUUCAUCCAUGAUGACAGUGUCCCAUCUUGAACCAUCUGUGCCAGAUAUACAAACACUGCUGGGGACAAACGCAAUCAUAGGCUGCAACAAGAACACUUUUUUGGUCCAUUACUUAGUUGAUGAACUCAAAUUCAACCCUGAGAUUUGA
Messenger RNA from Glycine soja, 1140 nucleotides. Its product is annotated as glutamate receptor 3.5-like. Gene Ontology annotation, cellular component: plasma membrane. Gene Ontology annotation, molecular function: signaling receptor activity; ligand-gated monoatomic ion channel activity. The transcript is spliced from 4 exons. The record is from RefSeq and is a predicted model, not a curated record. Lineage: Eukaryota; Viridiplantae; Streptophyta; Magnoliopsida; Fabales; Fabaceae. The coding region runs from base 1 to 1140 and encodes 379 amino acids.